GGGGGGGUGGGGACCCCGGAUUUGCUUACCCCGCAAUUGCACCUGGUAGCCCUGGACCCUCCAGGAUGUCUUCUUCUUCUGCAUCUCCAUCUUUGUUGGGUUGCAAAGGUGCAUCUGCUGCUGCAUCUGCUUCUGCUGCAAGCACUGAGCGUCCCAAAGUACCCCGGACCAGGGCUGCCACUUGGAGCCACCGGGAGACCUUGGAUUUCCUAUCCCUUUGGGGGGGAAGAGGGCAUCCAGGCGCAGCUGAACCGGUGCCACCGCAACGCCGACGUCUACCAAUGGAUCUCGGAGCGGAUGGCCGUGCGGGGCUACUCCCGGGACGAGGACCAGUGCCGCACCAAGGGCAAGGACCUCAAGAAGAGCUACAAGCAAGCCAAGCUCCAGCCAGAUGGCAUCGCUAGGCAGCGCUGCCGCUUCUUCCAUGAGCUGGAUGCCAUCCUCGGGGGUGGCAAGGUUGGAUCGGGGGGGCGAGGAGGGAGAAGGACCAACACCAGCACCACCAGCAGCAUCCCAAAGGGCAAUGGAGCUGGCACUGCUGCCCCUUGGUGCCAAGUGGUGAUCAAAGAAGAGAGUGAUCCAGAGCUGGAUCCGGAUCAAGAACUCCAGGAGCAGGAAGAGGGGGAGGAGGAGGAAGGCUACACCUGGACCCAGGUGACUGUCAAUGAGGGGAGCGACCUGGAUGGCCCCCAAUGUGAACCCAGUGCCCACCCUGCUUCCUCCUCCUCUUCCUCCUCUUCUUCCCAAACUGUUGGGGGUUUGGUUCCUCCUGAAGACCACUAUCAGCAUCUCCAUCAUGUCCCAGGUGGGAUUGUGAAGGAAGAGCCAGCGGAAGAGGGUAGGCUCCAAGGGGACACACUGAUUCAUAAGGAUGGCAAUGGUGGAGGGUCUUAUCUCUACGCCCAGGAAAGUGCCCAUGUGGAGACCCCCCAAGUAGAGAUCUUGGGGUCUCAGAUGGUGGAGGAAGCUCAUCAUCCGGAGGAGGAAGCCCCCUGGAGACCCUCGAUAAGCAGGAGAGUUUUUUCCAGGCCUCGAAGCUUGUUGAGCACGCGAGAGAAGUUGGCGCAGCUCCGCAACCGAAGGAAGAGACCUCGAGAUGACAAAUUUGAUGAACUCAUCCGAGACAUUCGAACUCAUUUCAGGGAGAGGGAGAGGCUCUUCCAGGGCCUUUGGGAGGAAGAGAAAGCCCAGCGGGAGAAGGACCGGAGGCUUUGGGCUGCUGAGAUGAACUGGAUCCGGGAGAUGUGGGCCAAGAGCCAGAAGGAAAAGGAGGCCACAACAGAGGGAAAAGACAAGGAGCCGAAUGGACCUCGACGUGUAAAGGAAGAGAACUGCAACAGGGACUUCUACAAAGAUGUUGAAGGGGAAGCUCCCAAAGACACCCAUGCUCAGGAACCCCUUCUCUUAAAGUCCUGGCUGGAAUCUCAUGGCUGUAGCUUUGGGCAUUUCCUUGAUGGCCAAUGGCUGAAGCCAGACGGAAGGGAGAUCUGUUCCAUCAAGAACCCCAGCACAGGGUGUCUUCUGGCUACCACCCUCCAGGGAAAUAGAGAAGAUGUGAAUGCAGCAGUUGAUGCUGCCACAAAAGCUUUUGAAACCUGGAGCCAACUCCCUGGCCACAUUCGAGCCCGGCACUUGUACAAUGUGUCUAGAACCAUCCAGAAACAUCAGUAUCUUCUCAGCAUUCUGGAGAGCCUAGACAGUGGGAAGCUAAUUCGAGAAGCCCGUGACACAGACCUGCCUUUGGUGGUCCGGCAUUUCUAUCACCAUGCAGGCUGGGCCCAACUGAUGGACGUGGAGAUGAAGGGGUGGAAGCCUCUAGGUGUUGUUGCAACUCUCAUCCCUCGGAAUUUUCCUUUGCUGACUCUGACAUGGAAAGUGUGUCCGGCGUUGGCUAUGGGAAACACGGUGGUCCUAAAACCAGCCAGCUCCACCUGCCUUACAGCUCUGUUCCUGGCUCAGCUCUGUUCCCAGGCUGGGUUACCUCCUGGAGUAUUCAAUGUCAUCACAGGGGAUCAGGGGCUGGGAGAAGCCUUGGCUGCCCAUCCAGGCAUUGACAAAGUGGCUUUUGCUGGUUCUGCAGAGGUGGGCCGUAGCCUGCACCGUGCCACUGCUGGGACUGGCAAGAAGCUUUCUCUCCAACUUGGAGGGAAGUUGCCCUUCAUUGUAUUUGAUUCAGCAGACCUGGAUAGCGCUGUUGAUGGACUGGUAGAUGCCAUCUGGUUGAACCAGGGACAGGUCCACAGUGCUGGGUCUCAGCUGCUUCUGCAGGAAUCAAUUGCCAAAGAUUUUAUUCAACGCUUGAAGCACCGAAUGGGUCGGCUCCGCUUGGGGGACUUUCUGGACAAGGCUGUGGACAUGGUCGCCUUGGCUGAUGAGAAGCAACGAGAGGCCAUUGAAAGUCUUGUGGAAGAUGCAAGGGCUGAAGGUGCAGAGAUCUUCCAGGCCAAGGCAUCUCUUCCAUCAAGUGGCCUAUUCUACCCUCCAACCUUAAUCACUGGUGUGCACACUACCUCUCGUUGUGUUAGGGCAGAGAUCUUUGGACCAGUGCUGGUAUCACUCACUUUCCGGACAGCAAAGGAAGCAGUGGCUUUGGGGAACAAUACUCCCUAUGGGAUGGUUGCCAGUGUGUGGACAGAAACCCUUCCCUUAGCUCUGGAAGUUGCCCGCAGUUUGCAAGUUGGAACUGUAUGGAUCAAUGGCCACAAUAUGUUAGAUGCUGCAUCUGCCUUUGGGGGAUACAAGGAAAGUGGCUUUGGUCGGGAUGGAGGCAAAGAGGGCCUGUAUGAAUAUGUGAGACCGAAUUGGGAGAACCGACCACCACCCUGUACCUUAGACCUGAACUAUAAAACCUUAGCUACCUCACAGGAGUCUGAGCUUCCUCCAGUCAUGACAGAAAACAAAGUCUCAUGCUUGAUCACCUCUGGACCAGAAAGAAGCAUCCCAAGUGUGGACCGAACCUACAAGUUGUACUAUGGAGGCGCUCAGAAGAGACCAGAUUCCAUGAGUUCCCGGCCUGUCCUUGAUCACGCCGGCAAAAUUGUAGCAUAUGUGGCAGACGGCAGCUUCAAAGAUAUCCGUAAUGCUGUGGAAGCAGCUCAUAAGGUUGCUCCAGGGUGGGCCAAGCAGACAGCUCAUGCCCGGGCACAGAUCUUGUACUACCUCGCAGAGAACCUGGAAGUCCGUCGAGCUGAAGUAGCAUCGCAGUUGAAGACACUGACAGGUGCCCAGGAAGAAGUGGCUCUGCAGGAGGUGGAUCUCAGUGUGCAGCGACUCUUCUACUGGGCAGCAUAUGCUGAUAAAUAUGGUGGGGUUGUGCAGGAGACAUCUUUGUAUGGAGCCUCCCUCCUCUUCCGGGAACCAAUUGGUGUAGUGGGAAUUGCCUGUCCUGAUAAGCAGCCACUCCUUUCCUUUGUCAGCUUAUUGGCUCCUGCCAUUAUCCGUGGCAACUGUGUGGUAAUGGUCCCCAGCGAGCUGUACCCAUUACUUGCUUUGGAUUUCUAUCAGAUACUGGACACCUCAGAUGUCCCUGGUGGAGUGGUGAACAUCAUAUCUGGCAAGCGAGAUUAUUUGAGCCGGGGCUUAGCAGAGCACCAAGAUGUGCAGGCUGUAUGGUACUUUGGCUCUAAGGAGGGUUCUGCACUUGUGGAGUGGGCCUCUGCUGGAAAUCUGAAAAGGACUUGGGUGAACUGUGGAGCAGAAGAACGUUGCUGGAGUAAUCCUCAGGAGGGUGCUGGGGAAGAGUUUCUCUACCAGGCCACCCAGUGUAAAAGCGUCUGGAUGCCCAUGGGUGAUAUAUUUGCCAACUGAGUCUCUAGAGCAGUGGACUGAAUUGCAAGGCAAUCAAUCAAGAUUGGGAACAGGAGUGGGGGGAAAGGGUGGAAAAUACUGUGUUUAAGAAAUAAAGACCAUUUGGUAGGUAUUUUUUCAAAAAAAUCUCUGCUUUGAAAUGUUUUUUUCCCCCUCUCUCAUUUAUAGCUAGAGUUGACAGACAGGCAAUUCCUUCUUCCCAUCUAAGUGGAGCAUCAGUUGGUAUAAAUCCCCUUUUUACCCAAGUCACACAGCUCUAGUAUUUUGUGGGGUUUUCAGGCUA
Messenger RNA from Sceloporus undulatus (fence lizard), 4090 nucleotides. RefSeq names its product aldehyde dehydrogenase 16 family member A1 (gene ALDH16A1). Lineage: Eukaryota; Metazoa; Chordata; Lepidosauria; Squamata; Phrynosomatidae. Gene Ontology annotation, molecular function: oxidoreductase activity, acting on the aldehyde or oxo group of donors, NAD or NADP as acceptor. The record is from RefSeq and is a predicted model, not a curated record.